Messenger RNA from Fragaria vesca subsp. vesca, 2052 nucleotides. RefSeq names its product endo-1,3(4)-beta-glucanase 2-like. The transcript has a single exon. Gene Ontology annotation, molecular function: endo-1,3(4)-beta-glucanase activity. The record is from RefSeq and is a predicted model, not a curated record. The coding region runs from base 1 to 2052 and encodes 683 amino acids. NCBI's taxonomy places the organism in Eukaryota, Viridiplantae, Streptophyta, Magnoliopsida, Rosales, Rosaceae.
AUGACUUUCUACAUUUUCAUUUUGGUUCUUGGUUUCUCCUUCCUUCAAACCCAAGCUAGAGCACUACCAUCCAAACCAGCUCCAGCCGCUGUCCUCUUCCCUCAAGUCCAAUCCACUGUCCUCCCUGACCCUUCACCUUUCUUCGCCUCCAACCUCCUCCAAGCUCCACUUCCCACCAACUCUUUCUUCCAGAACUUUGUACUCAACAAUGGCGACGCUGCCGAAUAUUUCCAUCCCUACAGCUUCAGAUUCUCCAACUCAUCCCUCACUCUGUCUUAUCCUACCCCUAUCCCAUCCAACGCUUCCAUACUCCAAAACUUUACAGCUGACCUUACCAUCUCCACCACACAAACCCAACACCAACAUCAGGUUGUCUCUUCCUUCAGUGACCUCGGUGUCACUUUGGACAUCCCCUCCUCCAAUCUCCGGUUCUUUCUUGUGAAAGGAAGCCCCUAUCUGACGUGCAAUGUGUCUGUACCGACAGCUCUCUCCAUCUCCACCACUCAUGCAAUCACCUCACUGUCUCCAAAUACAAAACAGAACAAGUACACAAUCAACCUCAACAACAACCAGACAUGGAUCCUGUACUCGUCCUCCAAGAUUGGUCUCACCAAGACCAACCCUUCAUUGAUCAAAUCCGAUUCAUUUUUCGGCGUUAUAAGGGUUGCAUUGUCACCAGGUUCUGAUGCAGAGAAGGUGCUAGACCAGUUCAGUUCUUCUUACCCGGUUUCCGGUGAAGCCCUCUUCACAGAAGCGUUUGGUUUGGAGUAUAACUGGGAGAAACAAGGGAAUGGAGACUUGCUUAUGCUAGCUCACCCUCUCCAUCUUCAGCUUCUUUCUGUUGAGGACAGAAAUGUCACUGUUCUUGACCAUUUCAGGUACAGAAGCAUUGAUGGUGACCUUGUUGGCGUUGUAGGCGACUCUUGGGUGUUGAAAACACAGCCUAUUCCAAUCACUUGGCAUUCCAUUAAUGGUAUCAAAGACAAUGCAUCAAUACCAGAGAUUACUGCCGCUCUUUUGACAGAUGUUGAGGCUGUAACCUCGGAACCAAUAUCAUCAAUAACGGCUUCAUAUUUCUAUGGAAAGAUGAUUGCGAAGGCGGCUAGGCUGGCUUUGAUUGCUGAAGAGGUGGGCUGUGAUAAUGUGAUUCCAAACAUUACAACGUUCUUGAAGAAUGCAAUUGAGCCAUGGUUGAGUGGGACUUUUGGAGGAAAUGGUUUCUUGUAUGAAGCUAAAUGGAGUGGACUUGUCACGAAAAAUGGAGCAGUGGAUAAAGGUGCAGACUUUGGGUUUGGAAUAUACAAUGAUCACCAUUACCAUAUUGGUUACUUUGUUUAUGCAAUUGCAGUGGUUGCCAAGCUUGACCAGGCUUGGGGGUUAAAAUUCAAGACUCAAGCUUGUUCUCUUGCUGAGGAUUUCAUGAACUUAAACAGGCAGCCAAGUUCUAACUAUCCACGUUUGCGGAACUUUGAUCUUUACAAUUUGCAUUCAUGGGCAGGAGGACUAACUGAAUUUGGAGAUGGACGCAAUCAGGAGAGCUCAAGUGAAGCAGUGAAUGCUUACUACUCAGCUGCCUUGAUGGGGCUAGCCUAUGGAGACACUAAUCUCACCGCCACCGGAUCUUUGCUUGCAGCUCUUGAAAUCCAAGCAACUCAAAAGUGGUGGCAUGUGCACCAAGGAGACAACAUCUAUGAGGACGUUUUCACAAGCGCAAAUAAGAUCACAGGAAUAGUGUGGUCUGAUAAGAGAGACACUGGACUUUGGUUUGCUCCUCAAACAUCUUUAGAAAUCAGGGUUGGAAUUCAGGUUCUUCCGAUUUCGCCUAUCACUGAGGUCUUGUUCUCUAAUGUCAGCUAUGUUAAGGAACUGGUAGAGUGGACAGCACCGGCUUUGACUAAGGAGGGAGUUACAGAUGCAUGGAGAGGGUUUGAUUAUUCCUUGGAAGGGAUAUACAACAAACAAGAUGCUUUGCAGAAGAUUAAGAACUUGGGUGGCUUUGAUGAUGGGAACUCACUUACCAAUCUUCUGUGGUGGAUUCACAGCAGAGGUUAG